Prorocentrum cordatum is the source of this 443-nucleotide messenger RNA. The record is from the annotation of a GenBank genome assembly. NCBI's taxonomy places the organism in Eukaryota, Dinophyceae, Prorocentrales, Prorocentraceae.
GCAGAGCUCUCAUUAACCCCGCCGCUCGCCCUGCGGCGACGCGAGCUGCCCCUCCCCACCGAGCGAACGGACGGGCCCCCGACGGCCCCCUCAGGGCGGAGAAGGACGAGGAGGAGGAGGAGGAGCAGAAGGGCGCGGCGAGCCGGGUGCCGGCCACCCAUGCACCACCACCGUGCCAAACUGUGACCGCGCGGGGCCCUGGCACGGCGGGGCACAAUGCGGACGCGGCCGCAAGAAGGCACUGCAGGAGGCCCAGCCCGGAGAGCCCACGCGCGAGGUGCCGCCGGGAAGGAACCGGGAGCCCCCCGAGGGCAGCACCUUCGCAGUGCCCGCGGGGAGCCACCGCGCAGCUGCCCUGACCUGGAUGCGCGUCUUAGCUGUACGCUUAGGUCGGGCAUGUCCUCCAGCGGGCGGAUUCUGGACGAAACGUGACCAAAAGUCAA